Messenger RNA from Cyprinodon variegatus (sheepshead minnow), 1888 nucleotides. RefSeq names its product retinoblastoma binding protein 4 (gene rbbp4). Bases 139 to 1413 code for a protein of 424 amino acids. Gene Ontology annotation, biological process: regulation of gene expression. Gene Ontology annotation, molecular function: histone binding. Lineage: Eukaryota; Metazoa; Chordata; Actinopteri; Cyprinodontiformes; Cyprinodontidae. Gene Ontology annotation, cellular component: NuRD complex; nucleus; ESC/E(Z) complex. The transcript has 11 exons. The record is from RefSeq and is a predicted model, not a curated record.
CUGUCGAUUUUUACUGCGUGCUGAUUGGCCGCUGGUGUUCUGUGGAGUUGGCGCCAUUGCGGAUCUCCGUGCUGUCUUCUUUGCGCUCUCCCCAAAAAUACUUCUUUUUGCCCGAAUAGUUUACCCACCAACAAAGAAAUGGCUGACAAAGACGCUGCAUUUGAUGAUGCCGUGGAAGAAAGGGUGAUUAAUGAGGAGUACAAGAUCUGGAAGAAGAACACCCCUUUUCUCUAUGAUCUGGUCAUGACGCAUGCCCUGGAGUGGCCCAGCCUGACCGCCCAGUGGCUGCCAGAUGUCACCAGACCAGAGGGAAAGGACUACAGUGUGCAUAGACUGGUUUUGGGGACACACACUUCUGAUGAGCAGAAUCACCUUGUAAUCGCCAGUGUUCAGCUUCCAAAUGACGAUGCCCAGUUUGAUGCCUCACACUAUGACAGCGAGAAAGGAGAGUUUGGAGGCUUUGGCUCUGUUAGUGGAAAAAUAGAGAUUGAAAUAAAGAUCAAUCAUGAAGGAGAAGUGAAUAGAGCUCGUUAUAUGCCCCAGAACCCCUGUAUUAUUGCCACAAAAACCCCAACCAGCGAUGUGCUGGUCUUUGAUUACACAAAACACCCCUCCAAACCUGAUCCCUCUGGAGAAUGCACCCCAGAUCUGCGUCUCAGGGGCCACCAGAAGGAGGGCUAUGGCCUCUCCUGGAACCCAAACCUCAGCGGAUGCCUCCUUAGUGCUUCUGAUGAUCACACUAUAUGCCUCUGGGAUAUCAGCACAGUGCCAAAGGAGGGGAAGAUCGUGGAUGCCAAAACAAUCUUCACAGGCCACACUGCUGUUGUGGAGGACGUCUCCUGGCACCUGCUCCAUGAAUCUCUCUUUGGAUCAGUGGCAGAUGACCAGAAACUCAUGAUCUGGGACACACGGUCGAACAACACCUCCAAACCGAGCCAUGCGGUGGACGCCCACACUGCUGAAGUCAACUGCUUGUCUUUCAACCCUUACAGCGAGUUCAUUCUGGCCACCGGCUCUGCUGACAAGACUGUGGCUCUUUGGGACCUGAGGAACCUGAAGCUGAAACUCCACUCUUUUGAAUCUCAUAAGGACGAGAUCUUCCAGGUUCAGUGGUCUCCCCAUAACGAAACGAUCCUUGCCUCCAGCGGCACCGACAGGCGACUCAACGUCUGGGACCUGAGUAAGAUCGGAGAGGAGCAGUCGCCAGAGGAUGCUGAGGAUGGUCCUCCCGAGCUGCUGUUCAUCCAUGGCGGACACACGGCUAAGAUCUCUGACUUUUCCUGGAACCCCAACGAGCCGUGGGUCAUAUGUUCAGUGUCGGAGGACAACAUCAUGCAAGUGUGGCAGAUGGCUGAGAACAUCUACAAUGAUGAGGACCCAGAGGGAGCUGCAGACUCGGAGGUCCAGGCAUGAGUCCAGCUGAGACCGGGCUUCUUUUGACCUGCUUGUUAGAAACGGAUCACUUUCUCACAUCUGCUUUCAUUAGCAGUGAGACCUUGUGAAAUGCAUCUAGGAGAAAAGUGUUUAAAAAAAGUUUUGCACCAUCAGGUGUUUUGACAUAUUUCAAGUGACACCCACUUCGUUCUGAUUUUAAAAUACCAUUUAGGUUUGUUUUGUUUUCUCAAAAUCAUCCGUGGUUUGUGAUGAAACCAUCGUAUGUCUGCUGUUAUCAGUUUCCUUUCUUCUUGUUAGCUGAGCAGAAAAAUGAUCACAAUGAUCCACUUUUAAUACAAUUGUACAUACUGUUGGUUUUCCAUUUUUGUUUGCUUGAUAUUUGUAGGUGAAUUUUCCAGCUUGUGUGUUGUCACUUGUUCGUGUUUUUGUUUCUUCCGCAUUUUGUUCCCCUGUGCUGCAUCUGAACUUUUGUGUAUCUAAGUAUAUUCAUAAU